Messenger RNA from Doryrhamphus excisus (bluestripe pipefish), 4423 nucleotides. The record is from RefSeq and is a predicted model, not a curated record. NCBI's taxonomy places the organism in Eukaryota, Metazoa, Chordata, Actinopteri, Syngnathiformes, Syngnathidae.
UUGUCUACUGCACUGGAGACACGAGGCAUCAUCUUUAUUGAAACAAAGCGAGGCAAUGAGGCCGCAGAGGGUGAAAGUAAAACCAAAAGAAGAGGCUGCAUACUUUGCAUCCUUAGGAAAGGACAAGGAUGGAUUUGAUAUCCGUUUUAUAAAUUCAUUCAAAGGUCGAGGAGUAUUCAGCAAGCGGCAUUUUGAGAAAGGAGAGUUCCUCAUCGAAUAUCGAGGACAGGUCAUAUCUAAACAAGAACAUGAAAACAGGCUACAUAUAUACCAUGAUGCCCUCAAGGUGUUCAUGUUUGAAUUUCGGUAUAAUGGAAAGAAUUUGUGUGUUGAUGCUGCUCAAGAGGAUGACUCCCUCGGCCGACUUGUAAACGAUGAUAAUGUGAGCCCAAAUAGCAAAAUGAAGACGAUCACUGUCAAUGGGCAGCCUCAUUUGUGUCUAUUUGCAACAACGGACAUCAAGCCUGGUGAAGAGAUAACAUACAAUUACGGAGACUCUGACUGGCCAUGGAGGUUAAAGUGUCCCACAGUGAAGGAGCCGGUUUGUUCUGGGGAUUUGGUCAGCCAUGGAAAAAUAAUUGCAACUGACAAGGAGAACAUAACUGAGGCAGAUCCACAACAUGCUUCUGUGACCAUGACAUCUAACUCCUUGAUCGAUGACAAACAGGUAUCAGCUGCCACAGAUGGUUACCAUGCAGAAGAGGCCAAGAUGUGUGUUUCCCCGAGUGAAACCAACGAACAGGACAACCAAACUGAGACAGAUCCACAACCUGCUGAUGCAAACAAGACAUCUGACUGCUUGACCGAUGAUAAACAGGUAUCAGCUGCCACAGAUGGUUACCAUGCAGAAGAGGCCAAGAUGUGUGUUUCCCCGAGUGAAACCAACGAACAGGACAACCAAACUGAGACAGAUCCACAACCUGCUGAUGCAAACAAGACAUCUGACUGCUUGACCGAUGAUAAACAGGGCUGUAAGCAUGACUUGGUCUCCACAGUAGUACCGAGCUUGGAAAAAUGUGCCCUGUGUACUGGACCCUUUUCUGCCUUGAAAUGGAUUGGUGUGAGAUGUAAAGUUUGCUCCUGCUUCUGGCACAAAUCCUGCUAUGUCAAGAGGAUGAAGACUGACUCUGAAUUCCGGCCAUUUGUUACUGAAGGAGCAAGUUCAAGUGAAGAGAUAUCAGAUGAGGAAUAUGUACCUGACUCUUCCAGUGACUCAGAGAAUUCCGGAGAUAUUUCAUUAGGGCCUUCAAAAUCUUUUCAAGAAGUGCCUGAUAUUGAAGUGGUCUGCACUGAGCUUCCCUCUGAAAAUCUGGAAAACACACCUUCCCAAGAACACCUCUUAGAUGAAGUGACAUUACCUGAUGUUAGAGAAGCAGACACUACAUUGCAGCUUGAGAAAACUUGUGAUGACUCCAAGCAAGCCUCAGGAGGGGUUCAGCCUGAAGUUCAGAAAGGCAGUGUUGAAGAUACAUUUCAGACCACUGAAGAAACUGGAGAAGACCACCAUGUACAGUCUUCAGGCAUAUCCUCUUCUGCAAGCAAGAUAAAUUAUUGCUACAUUUGUGGCAAACCACAGUCAAAAAUUACUCGUCACCUGAAAACCCAUGAGAAGACAAAUGUGGAUGUUGCUCAAGUUUUAGCAUUCCCAAAACACUCCAAAGAACGACAAAGACAGCUGAACAUACUACGGAACAAAGGAAAUCAUAAACAUAAUACAGAUGUUUUAACAAGUGGGACUGGAGUGCUGAAAAUGAAACGAAAACCCAAGAAAGUGCAAGACGUUAAACAGUAUGUGCAUUGUACGUAUUGCCAUGCUUUGUAUCUUCGGAGGCAUCUGUGGCGACAUCUUCAAAAAUGUCUCUCAAAACCAGGAGAAACCAAAGGGCAAGGAAGAACUAGAAUCCUGUCCUUGGCCACAAUGUCAGAGUCAGGCCUACCUCAACAGAUAUCCCAAGGUGUGUGGAAGCUGUUAACUGUCAUGAAAGAUGAUGACAUUUCUGCUGCUGUGCGAAGUGACUUCUGCAUUCUUCAGCUGGCGCAGUCAUUUUUCAACAAACAUGGUCAAGAUCCCACCAAAUAUGAAUAUAUUCGGCAGAAGCUUCGUGAAGUUGGAAGACUUCUACUAAUACUGUGUAAAGAAUUUUCCAUAUAUAAUCUUGAGGAUGCCGUAAGACCUGUAAAUUUCCAUUCAGUUAUCCAAGCAGUCAAGAAGGUGUCUGGGUUUGAUGAAGAAAAGCAUUGCUACAAAACGCCAAGCCUCGCACUUAAGUUGGGUCAUUCAUUGCAAAAGAUUAGUGACAUCAUCCAUUGCAGAGCUUUAAUGACAGGAGACAAUGAGCUGAAAAAGUCAACCCAGACUUUCAAAAAGCUUUACACCUCAAAGUGGUCUGAACUUGUCUCUCAUACUGCUUUGACCACCUUGAAUGAGGCGCACUUUAAUAAGCCAUCCACCCUGCCUUUUACUGAAGAUGUGCAACGUCUUCAUCAGCAUCUUGAAAAGACAGCAGAUUUGGCAUCUGAGAACCUGGGAAAGAUGCCUUCACCACAAGUGUAUGGUGAACUUUGCAGAGCAACUUUGGCAAAGAUCAUAUUAUUCAACCGAAGACGUGGAGGUGAAGUUGCAAAAAUGCAAUUACACAGCUUCAUCGGAAGAGACACAACACCCCUCCAUAAGGAUGUUGCUCUUGGCCUCACAAAGUUUGAACAAAAACUCUGUGAACAUUUCAGCCGGGUGGAAAUUAGGGGUAAAAGAGGACGAAAAGUUGCUGUGUUGCUAUCACCGGACGUGGUUGAUUCAUUGACACUCCUCUUGAAAAAAAGGAAGGAAUGUGGAGUUCCAGAGGAGAACAUUUUUUUGUUUGGAAGGCCCCACUGUUUAACUUCAUACAGAGGACAGGAUUGUUUAAGGACGUAUGCAAAUGAGUGUGGUGCUCAGAACCCAGAACUCCUGAGGUCAACCCAGUUACGCAAACAUGUUGCAACGUUGUCCCAGGUCCUGAACCUCAAAAACCAUGAACUGGACCAGGUUGCGGACUUCCUCGGCCAUGAUAUUCGUGUCCACAGAGAAUACUACAGGCUUCCAGAGGCGACAACACAGCUGGCCAAAAUAUCCAAGCUACUGCUUGCCAUGGAGAAGGGGUCCAUCACAAACCUUCAGGGCAAAACUCUUGAAGAGAUUGAGAUAGAAGAUAACCUUGACUUCACUGCUUCUGAAGCAAGUGAAGAAAGUGAAGCUGACGGAGAGGAUCAGCCCUCAGAUCCACAAACAGACAUGGGACAGGAGAGAGCUGUGCUACCUGUCAACAACCCUUCAGCUGCCUCAGAUGACUUCAGAGAUGACUCUGCCCUUCUAAAGACUUCUAGUGGACAGGAGAGAACUGUACAACCUGUUGACAACCCUUCAGCUGCCUCAGAUGGUGACACUGCUCUUGAAGGGACAUCUAAAGAGGAUAAUGGGAAGAAAAAGUCCAGCAGGAAAAAAAAACGUCAUGAACAAAGUGCGAUUACCAAAAAUGCUGGAGUGGACAAUCCCAGGAGGAAAAUAAAGCAUCCAUGGUCUCCAGCUGAGGUUGCAGCUGUGAUGAGACAUUUUAAAGAUCACAUCAACAAUGGUAAACUCGUCACUAUGAUUCAGUGCCAGCAGUGCAAGACCGCUGAGCAUCAUGUUCUUGCCGACCGCACUCUUCAAAAUAUAAGAGAUUUUGUUAGAAAUCGUGGCAUAACACUGAAGAGGAAGAACCAAUAAGUACAGAGAGAGAUGAUGUUUUGUUUUUAUGUGUUAAAAGAUAAGAGCUGAGCUCUGUUAAGUGGCGACAAAGCCACAAAAAAUAAAGUUGGUUCUUUAACAACUUUAACAACUGGUUAUACCUGGUGUAAUGUCUUUGUCUAUCAGAUAUGUAUUAAUAGGUUUUACCCGAGGUGGAUAAUGACUAUUGUAUACUGAGGAUGUCUUACACACAUGCCACAGAUCAGGUAUGUCUUUAAAUUUCACAAUGGUAUUGUGUUCAUCUAUUUGUCCUCAUAUACUGGUUGUGACCUAUUAAUGCACAUUACUUUCAUUUUUGUGUUUGUGUGAAUCCAUGUUCCAGCAAGUCACCUGUGACCCUCCAAGUCACAUUAGUGUCAGUGUUUGUGUGUUGUAUAACAACAGUCCUUAUUAAUCAAGUUGGUUCUUAUAAUUCUCCUUUUUGUCAUGGGCGGGGUUUAGCAGCUCAUUAACUUUGUCCUUACAAGUCGUCGUAGUGUCAGGUUGUUGUAACUUGCGUUGCUUUUUGUGUUUCUGACUUUUGAAGUGAGAUUUGCAGAGUACAGCCCAAACCAAAUUUUUUGAUAUAUGCCACACCUCUGGGAAACAAGCGGAAAGGGGUGCCACCCUAAUACACCAAAAAACUUGUUUGGCGAGAGGUGUCCUUGUAGUUCACAA